AUGAGUUUUAUGCAGCAUUUUGUAUCUCAUUAAGUUCCAGAAUGGUCAAAUGCUUAUUUGAAUUACCAAUUCUUAAAGGAAGUAUUAGACCCAUUUAAAAGAGUAACUAAUUCUCUGCCAAUCCUCAAUUUAACAAUUAAACUUAUUAAAGAUUAAAAUUUAGAUGCUAAUAUUCCAUAAGAAAUAUAAACUAAGUUAUAAAUCUUAGACGAAGAAUUUAUACAAUUGUUUUAAGACGAAACGAAUAAAUGCAAUUAAUUUUAUAUGAUUCAAGUUAAAAUAUUGUAGUAUCAAUAUGAAACAUUGAUAGACUCUGAGGAUGACAUAGGAAGAAUAAAAAACUUGGAAAUUCUCUAUAAAAAAGGGCAACUGCUAAAGUCAUUCAAAAAUUCUAAUAUUGAAGCUUCCAAUCGAAUUUUAUCACUUUAUCAUCAAUAUACAAGCUUUAUUGAUAAUUCAGAAAGUCACAUGAAUCAUUUCUUUAAGAGUUUAUAAUUUGUUAAUGAUACGUCAUUGAAUAAGAUAAUAAAGAAUAUCAAAGCAUUAUAUUUAAUAAAUGGAUGGGAUGGUAAUGAAUUAGCAAAGCUGAAACAAUCACAUGCGAUACAACAUAAACUCUAAUAUAUUGGAUUUCUUGGAGGGAUAAUACUUUUUCUUAUGUUAUCCUUUAUUUAUNUUUUUAAGUGAUGAGAGAUAUAACUGACUCGAAAAUCUUACAUGAGCAUUUUAAAGAUAUACUCCCUAAUAAGGUAUUAAACAAAACUAUAAUAGAUUAUCAAUUCAAUAUAAGAAAUUGGAGAUAUGCCUAAAGAUAAGUUGUUUGAAAUUAUGAAGAAAACCAAACUUCAUGCUUAUUAAAUAAAACGUGCUUAUUCAAUAUAUUAGUAUGCGUUUGUGAACAAGUAAUCUAUUCAACUAUGAAAUCUUAAGAAAGUCUUCUAAAUUGAUGACAGAGUUUGCUAGGUAUUUGCUGAGAGAACAUUAAAAGCCUUACAUCAGAAAGAAGAAUAUUUUAGUUCGAUUUGAGGAUGGCAGUUCAUUGGAUCCAAAAUAAAUGCACUUGCUUGAAUUGAAGGAAAAAGAAGAUAGGAAUAUUAAUGCUGAAGAAAGUCUAGAAGAGGAGCUCUGUUUGUUUGAACUUAUUGCUACAAAGUUAAGAAAGGACAAAGUUAUUUGAA
Messenger RNA from Paramecium octaurelia, 1178 nucleotides. The record is from the annotation of a GenBank genome assembly. NCBI's taxonomy places the organism in Eukaryota, Ciliophora, Oligohymenophorea, Peniculida, Parameciidae.